AUGAUAUUUGUAAUUACGACGCAUACUUCGUUCAGAAAGUAUGAUGCUGUUGGGGUUUUGGGUCUUCUUCCAGAGCAAAAACUUACAACUGCUUUGCGGAUACUUGCUUAUGGGGCAUCUGCAGAGCAGGUGGAUGAGAUUGCGCGGAUGCGAAAAUCAACUAUCCUAGAGUGCUUGGUGAGAUUCUGUGAUGUAAUAGAAAAUCUCUACAAGGGGGAGUACCUUCGCAAACCUAUGACUAGGGACCUCCGAAGGCUUGUACAAAAAGCUAAGGCUCAAAGUUUGCCAAGAAUUAUUGGAAGCAUCGAUUGCGUGCACUGGCAGUGGAAGAAUUGCCCAACUGCUUGGCAAGGAGAUUAUGGGAAUCGAAAGGGCCAAAAAAUUAUAAUUCUAGAGGCCAUAGAUUCAUUCGACACUUGA
This is a messenger RNA of Prunus mume (Japanese apricot), 420 nucleotides long. NCBI's taxonomy places the organism in Eukaryota, Viridiplantae, Streptophyta, Magnoliopsida, Rosales, Rosaceae. The record is from RefSeq and is a predicted model, not a curated record.